AUGGGGUUUGACGAAGGAGCACCCCAGUUUGCCUGGGGAGAUGUGGUCAGCUUGCCCCCUGAACUGACGCAGUCCUACAACGCAACAGGUACGCAGGGCAAGAUUAAUUAUCAGCUCCUGGCACGGUCAGUUCUUGGCUUUCAUGAACAGCUCACUAAGUUGGACACAGUUUAUGUUGUUGUGGAUAGUCGUAGCCCAGCCGGUGUGGACCAUUUCCAAAAUUUUGCACCAUGGUGGGCCAGCAGGCGUCAGCGAAUCGGGCCUGCCAAAGAGAAAACAGACAUCAUCUGGUUUACUGCCAACGAAGAAAGUGGGCUGGCUGACAUUCCAUACAUCUGGGCGGACACUUUCGUCCUUGAAAUGAUGCGUUUUCUUUACCCGGAGCCACACAUAAUUUUGGUUGACAGUGAUUGUACCCCUGUCACAUUAUUCGAGGUAGAGGACCUUAUUCGCCUGUCCGCAAAGCAAUUGCAGUUCACGCCUUUGGUAACCCAGACUGACGAAACCCACUGCACCAAACUAAUACUCUUCACGGAGGAAUUCUAUGACCUCAAUGCAGGAAUGGUUAUCUCAGUUGGAGAGCGAACAGCGGGACACAAGCCGGCAGCCACUCCACCUGAAAAUGACCUCAAUAAGAUUGUGGAAAGGUUAUUCCAAACCCGCUCGGCACUCUGGCACUCGGCUGAGCCACCAGCUGAUUGCUCACAGGCGGCACAAUCAGGUCUAAUCGGCACCCCCUUUUUGGGGAUCCAAGCCAACAGCACCCUAGACUUAGUCAUGGUCUGGGCAGCCUAUGGGCUUUUUGCCAUCAGCAGCUACUGGCCAAUUCCCCACCAUUGGGAGUUUGGGCAACAGUGGCCAAGAACUGCGCAUUUGGGACAGUUAACUAGGGCUGGGCAGCAAAGAGUUCCCUCAUUCAGUAAGUGGGCUAGAGCAACCUUUGAGCAAGGGGCGUUGGCACUAUUGAAUAAAAUGCCUGGUUCCGCAAAAGUGGCUAUCCUCCCAGGUGCUGACAUGUUCCAGGCUCACAAGUGCAGUCCUAGCAGAAUGCGACCGGCCAUCUACCACAGUUUUGGCAAAGCCAAACAGGAAGCCAGUGAGGUGCUCAAAAGGCUCGCAAGAGAUGGAUGGCAGCCGCUAGUCGCUGCUUUGCUGGGAACCGAAACAGUCCAUGCGGCCUGGCAAGGGGAACGGUGGUCCCCAUGUGGGGGAGUUGUGUGGAGAGGUAAUGCGAACAGGCAAACCCUCACGGCCACAGGGCGAGCCCUCCUGUUGCUCACCUAUGCAUAUCACACACCUGAACUAGCUGCCCCCCCCUUCUUAGAGAACUUAAGUUUUGAGGUGGCAGCGGACCAAGUAUGGCCAGAGGAGCUCAAGUGUCAUCCGGUUGUCGUUGAUGAAGACCCAGAGCCACCUGUACCGAUUCCGGAGUCUUGCUCGGCCAUGCCGCCAGCACACCUCGAAAAUGAGAAUCUGAGCAGCUCCCCGGCAGAGGUACCUCAUGGACCCCAGCCUACUCUUGACCCUGCUCCCACUUCGCCAGCUGAUCAAAUGGAUGACGAGGUCCCAUGCGGUCAACCAACCUUUGAACCAUUUGCUGGGGAAGCGGUUGAAAGCAAUAGGACUGCCCCGCGACAGCCCCCGUCAAACCCCUCUCCGCCAUCGUCGGCUGCGUCCAAUGCUGUUGCUGACGAUGAUGAUAUGGACGUGGUAACAAUUGCGAGCAGUAGGCACACUUCAGAAAUGGCCACCCAAGAAGCCCAGGAAGCCAUGGCCUACAUUGUCAGAGUAGCCACUGAACAAGCAUGCCAAGAGAACAACACUCCAGCAGUGGACUCACAAUUGCCAAGACUGCAACAACCCGCAAGUGAUGUAGAAAUGAUGAGUGUGACAGCCCACGCGGCUGAGCUUGCCCCGAUAACAACUUCAAUUGAGACAGACCUAGCAGUCCCUGCUCCUACCUCAGAAGAUGUCCCCAUAGCAGGUGACCCAGUCGGUGAGGAUAUUUCAGAAAGUGCUGCUGCCUGUCACACCACCAGUGAAGUGACACAACCAGGUUUCCCGGCUUUUCUGGCCGUAGGGGAGCAGUCUUGGUGUGACUUGGCAAACUUUGCUACAGAAAUGCUAUCUAUUGGUAGGGUUGAAGAGCUGCUUACCUGGUCUAAACGUGGUCGAUUCAGCGCAGAAGUUGCAUUUCUUGUCCUUCAAGCUAUCUCCCUGGAUGUUGACUACAAAUGGCUCACAGAAGCCUGCACAGACCCAGUUGUCAUUGAUUGCCUCGGCCUAGGCAAUGGACCACUGAAGUUGAAGCGCAAACCGCACCUAACUGUUGGGCACCGCCUUGUUGAUGGUGCGACGCAAGUAUAUGGUCCUAGCCUCUCUCCAGAAGACAAGUACACAACGAAUCUAGCGUUCAGUGCGCUGGGUGACAAAGCCGCCACCCAUGAAAUCACCAUGCUUAUGCUGCGAACGCAAAAAUUUGCUGCCAAAUGGGCUAUUGUCACAGGAAUCCCGGCUGUACUUAUCCUGCACCGUAACAUCCUGGUACUCCGUGCUGCUAAAAUCAUUCCUGCUCACCGAAAGUUACCACAACCAGAAUACAUGGCAGGAAUCUACUGGCAAAUGGUCACCCUGGCGCCUGAUGGAGUGCUAUCAGAUUUGAUUGGGACAAAAAGGCCGGCUGACACUGAAUACAGUAGAACUGUCAUAGUGCAAGGAUUCUCAGCCGGCUCCUACACAGGUGCACUAAUUGCAACAGUGGCCAAUAGACUUAAACUUAGGGCAGAUGUCGCAAUUGGAGCAAUCGCAAUGCCUCCCUCGCUCAUGUUCGCACUAGGGCAUAUGGCCAGCAGUGAAAUUGACAAAAAACCAAUUCACCAAGUCCGGUUAGUGCAUAUGUUACAGGACAAGCUCUGUCGGUGGACACCAGACAGUAGUCUUACUCUCCUCAGUCAAGCUAUGGAUAUUGUCACAUUGGAAGACCAGCCGUGGUGGAUUAACUCCACAUGUCAUAACUACUGCUACCUCUUGGAUGUCAUGAUCUCACCGGGUGCUCAAAGCAUACUGGAUUUAGCCAUCACCAAUGAGGAUAUCCGGCCCCUAGAGGUCCAGCAGGCUGCAGCACGUCGACUGCUUUCCUGGAUGCGCAUCACUACUACUCCUGCAGGGGAAAAGCUGCUCCGUCUCCUCGGCUUGCCUGAUGAGGAGCUCCUUCCUGAAGCCAGCAAAAUUCUAGGUGUCACUCCUCCUGCACAAACUUUAGCGCAGUUAAGUGAAGAACUUCUGGCAAAGUUCCAAAUCACGCUUGAGGGACGCUCCAACAAAUGGCUAACACAGCUGGCCAGAGAUAAGCUCAGCCGUGUCCCCUUCCGGCAGUUGGUAGUCACAUUGACAAUCUUUGCUCCGCAAUUUAAAUGUGACCCCAAAAAAUAUUGCAUCCAAGAUGAUCCCUGGGGGUCUGUUGCCUUAAAAGGGAAAUGGAAGGUAACUGGAAGCCUCUAUCCAAGAGCAAAGGGACCAGAAGGUAUGCAUGAAUACACCCUGAGCUUUGACUACCCAGGAGAGUUUCCAUUGGCUUUUGUACGAAGCCACAAAGCUGAUCUAGCAUACCCUGAAGUGGCUACGCUUGACUGGAUCAAGGACCUAGACAAGAAUGCCAUCCAAAACGGGCCCCAUGUUGGCGAUGUCCUUCGCAUCACUUUUGCUGAAAAGGUACCAGAAGAUGCAAAGGAGCAGGAACAGCCUGUGCGAGCAAUACGAGAGGCAGUUUCGAAGCAGACAGACCGACCGAGGGCUCAGUAUGAGAUGAUGGCAGUACUAAUGGGCCACUCACAGCCGCCUAGAGCCAUAAACAAAUGGAAUAGAGCCAAAAUCAGACACAUCACUUUGGUUUCUAUGCCCAAUGCCUGCAACCUGUUGUCCAAGGGAGGCCGACACACGGCGGUCCUACCCAGGGCGGUUGCUGACCUGGAAUUUACUCAAAUGCAAAUUUGUAUCCAGGAUAUGGCAAUUGUUGGUAAAACCUGCUCUGCAGACAUGAUCUUUAAUAUUGUUUCAAUGCCAAAAUCUCGUGUUCCCCUUGCCUUCGGAAUUCCGAGACCUAUCCCACUACCCACGCAUACAAUCCGACACGCAGACCAGCUACAAGUGAGUCUCCACAGACUCUCGUUGCUCUUAGCCACUCGGAAUGCACACAUGUACAUGCCUGAGGCCCCUGCCUUCGCGAAUCAGCUCCUGGCUGAAGCAACUUCAGACUCAGGACACUUGCUCUCAGUUGUAGCGGGGGCUAUCCUCUCUUUAAGAACGGGGCGCUCAGCACUCAAUAUUGGAGGUGUCUUUGGUGCGGGCAAGACCACAUCGAUCAUGUUUGUCUUCGUUUGGCUGACACUCACCUGCCCGAAUGGCAGAUUCUUGGUAUUCUCUAAAGAAAACGCUGCUGGGCGCGCGAUGGCUGCCAUGGUUGAUCGGCUGCACCUGACCGAUGAUCAAAAAGCACUGAUUUGUAGGUUGUACUCUCCCCAAGGAGAGGCAGCGAAUACUAAAAGAUACUCAUGCGAGUGUGCCACCACAGCCUGUGAGAAAAGACUGAACUCUACUAAAUUCCUGAUCUGCACUGCUGGAGCUGUGGAAGCCAGUGCACAAAGUCAUCGCACCAAAGUAUUUGAUUGGGUAGUUGAGGUCAACGUGUAUGGAGUAGACGAGGACCAACAGGAAGGAGGCACGGCCACGGCCUAUGUCCAAUCAAUCAUCAAGCCAGGAGCUCUUGCUCUACGAGUAGGUGACAAACACCAGGGCACAGGGGGCACGGAAAACAGCAAGGAAGCACUUGCGGUGCAUCAUGCCAUAGUACAACUCCCGUUCGGAAUCAAAGCCCCCUGUCCCAUGAGCACCCCGCAGAAAGCAAGUGCACUUUUCCAGCAGACCAUCUCAGCAACGGCGGAUUUCCCGAGGGAAAUCUUUGACUCCCUUGCAACGCCUGCAAAAGACAAGCAGCUUGAUCAUGAUUGGGCGUUUCCCCAAGAAGAAAUCUCUGCUGACAUGCCUGUCCGCUUCAAAAGAAGGGAUUCAGUCAAAAAGUACAUCCAGGACAUGUGGAACGAAUUGCAAGGAGUGGACAUGAAUCACCCCCUAGGGAAAUUAGUCACAUUGUCUGUGUUGGCUAGUGCCAACGACAGCCCCUUUGACUUCCACAUAGCCCUGGACAGCAUGGAAAUGAGCGGCCUGGCCAACCAACAUGCAUGGGCCAUCAUGCUGCCUACCAGCUCUCGAGUCCCCUUUAUGCUUUAUGAGGUUUUGGGAGGGCCUCUUGGCUAUUACAACAAUGUCCUCGCUCCGCAGCGGCCUGCAAUCGGUGUCAUAGACUCUGCUCGACCGGUCCAAGCUGCCGUCAUGACAGUAGCGGACUACAUCAAGCACACGGACCAGAUGCAGCUGUGGCAGCAGAAGCCGCCCUUGGCAUUGGGUGAGCGACGAACCUUUGCAUCAACACAGAUUCAGAAGGAGCAUACAGAGGUCCGCAGGCUGCAUCUCAUUCUGGUCGACGAAAGGCAGCUAACUGUCAAAGUCCACACAGAGGAGGCAGCAAGACCGGCCCCCCCAUUGUUCCAACUCCUUUGGGGGUAUGCAGUGGAUGAUGUUAGAUACCCUGAAUGGCUGUACGUGCUUAGAAAAGGGGAGUAUGGGCUGCAGCAUGUUGACUUGCCCAUCUUCAUUACCCAAAACAGCCCUGAACCAGCAGCUCUGUUUUGGUGCUUGAAUAGGCUUCACUUCUUCGAUGCUUGGUCUCCUACACCAGCUUUUGCGGAUGAACAGUAUGUCACCAUCGGGCAGCCUGCUGGGCAAGCGACCUUAUGGCCACAUACUGAGCAAGUAAAACGCAGAUUACUUGCGCCAAAGCCUGAAGGCAAACGAUAUCCACCUGCCCCUCCGGCCAGCAAACGAGUAUGGCAACCCCAGAAGAGAUCUCCUUCUUCCGCAUCAAACAAGCGAACAUGGUCCUCAGGAUCGCGGCCUCUUCCCAACGCAGAUGCCCAAAAACCCACCCCAAAAAAUGAAGAGGAAACAGAAGAGGAGGAUGAAGGAGACGAUGAUAUUAAGGACGAGAGCUCCAGCUCAGACUCAGAGCGGUAUACAGAUGCCAGCGCAGACUCUGAAGAUGCUGCCACUACAGAAAAUGCAGCUGCAAGCCGAUCUUGGCAAAGUAAGGCCAAGGCACCUGUAAAACCUCGCACAGAGGCCAACCGAAGUAAGCCUGUCACGGUCUAUUCCACAGAAGCCCCCACCCGAAAGCGUGGAAAGCGCCUGUCUCAAUGGCAUCAACGAGGUCGUGGGUCAGACAACAACUACAUACCAGGACCUGAGGAAGAGCGUGACCACAAAGAAGCUUUCCUAUGCCUUAAUUCCCUGGCAGACUUUGCGGCUGACAAAAAAUAUCCUGCAACUGACUUUCCCAUUAAUAAGAAUGAACUGGACUUGGCUGCGAUUUCACGGAUUAAUCCUCUGUGGCCACUACCGCGUUUGGGAAUCAGCAUUGAGGAUAUGGUGAAGCAGUACGAAUGCUAUGUGCACCGAACAUUGCUUGAGAGCAUGUUAGAGGGAUGCUCGGUGCAAAGCAGUAUUGACACCGCCAAAGAGGUGGCAUGGGAUUAUACCUUGGAUAUCGCUAAAGAAUUUGCGGCGGAAAUUGCAUCACUUUUCCAAGGAAUCCAGGCAGACCACAGCCUCCUCCAAGAGAAUGAAGGAUGGACUAAUUUGCAGGAUCAGCAAUGGUGGCGGAAUAACAUCCUAAGAACUAUCCUCCAUACCAGGAGGAGAAUGGUUGCCAGAUAUCGUGCCGAGCAGGAAGAGAAAGAAGCCAAAGAGGCACAAAACAGUAACCAACCUCUUAGCAAUGCAGCCCGACCCAGUAAGACAACUCUUAUCCCCAACUGCCCGCCGAGUUUUGUCACUUCCACAAUCCGUGUCUCCCCAAGCAACAAAGUUGAAUGCCCAGUUCGGAACUUACAUGUUCACUUUCCAAUGGCCUUUCUCCCAAUCGUGGUAGAGGAGCUAGCAAAGAAAGUCACUGAACCCAAAUGGAGAAUAGAGACUCUGACGAGACAUGACAAGGAUGGCAAAGACCUGUAUGUGGCUGACAUCUUUCAAGGCCGCAUGCCAAUGCGAUGGUUAAGCCAGCCGAAGACACCCCUGGUUCAACAGCUGUAUGUGUCAGGGGUCUGCAAUACCAAAUGGAUGGCCACCCUUGCGACCAAACUCCCAGAUAAUGUGGUGCGACUUGAGCUAAUGCUUCCAGCUGAGGAAGCUGAGUACACGAGUGUUCCCCCGCCUCCAUUUGUCAAUUGUGACCGAACAGAGGACAUUCUCAACAAUGUGGGUGAUGCAGCUGUCGAUAUUGACCAAGCCAAGCAAGAAUUUUUCUCUCUCUUCCCCAUCCAAACAGAAGACGAUCUAGAAAAAUUGGGGGGAGCUCUGACCAACGACUAUCGAACUGCUAGCCCCACCAAAGAGGCACUCCAAAGUCACUUCCAACAACUAAAUGGGGCUAUCGGUUGGGACGGCAAUGCUGACAAACAACGGAAAGACAUGGAUCUGGAAGCCUGGAUGGCUAUCAGAAAGGAACUUAUAGACCAAGGCCUCCACUUCCCAAGCUGGGAGAGAGACCACACUGAUGUAAAGUCCAUUGGAGCUGCCAACAAGGCCAGAAGGCGGAACAAUGCCAGGAGGAAGGCAAAAAGUGAAGCUGGCCAAGGCCAAAAACGGGGUAAAGAAGAACAGGAUGACAGUGACGAAUCGCCCUCUCCAGAGUAA
Messenger RNA from Cladocopium goreaui, 7806 nucleotides. NCBI's taxonomy places the organism in Eukaryota, Dinophyceae, Suessiales, Symbiodiniaceae. The record is from the annotation of a GenBank genome assembly.